UUGAUGAUGUCAUAAUAUAUUCAAGGACAUUUGACGAACAUAUUGAUCAUUCGAAAGAAAUCUUACAAUUAUUAAAUGAAUCAAGGUUUAGACUAAAUCCCGAAAAAUGCGAAUUCAAAUUCAAAUAAAUCCGCAAAUGGUGAAUCGAAAUUGUCAUACCACACGCCGGCCGCUUUCGUCAAUUUACCUCGUAUUAUUUCUAAUUUCUGUCGAUCAUUUAAACUCUCAUCUGUUUUGAAGAUGUUUUUAAUUGAUUUCAGAAAUUUUUCAGCAUCCUCUGAUGCUAGACUCGAAAAAUUAUCCAACUCAUUAUAUCUAUUCUUCCGUACGAUACUUAAAAGAGAAUUUGUAUCGGAGGUCAUUUUGAUUUCUUCUACCGGUACUAAUGUGGGAAAUGAUGUGAACCAGUUGACAGCUGGAGAUGGACUAGACAUUGGAGAAUUAUUUAUGGACGGGGAUGGAAUUGGUGAUGAUGAGUUGCGGUGCGUCGUUGGUGAAGAAGUGGAUGGAUAUAUGUUGAUAAAAUUAUCAUACGACGAAUUACGAGUGUUGCUUCCAAAAUUAAAAGUUCGAAUGAGAUUUACUGAAGAACGCGAUAAAUUAAUUAAUAAUUUGGGUGGCGAUGGACGUGAAGAACAAGAUAAAGAAGAACGUUCAGAUUCAUUUCAUAAUCAAUCAGUUGAUACGUAUAAUACACAACAAACAACAACGGGAUAUAAUGGUCUGUUCGAUGAUAUAUCGAUACCUAUUAACAAUACACUUCUGUUAUAG
Messenger RNA from Didymodactylos carnosus, 771 nucleotides. Lineage: Eukaryota; Metazoa; Rotifera; Eurotatoria; Philodinida; Philodinidae. The record is from the annotation of a GenBank genome assembly.